AUGGUGGCCAGAACUGGGCGAGAGUUUGAGCAGCCACCAGCUGCCUCCCCAACCCAGAUAGAGUGUGCCAGCAGAAUGGCCAAGAGAAGGCCCUGCUGCUACUACGGGCUAAGGCCACCAGCCACGAGCUUAGGCCGGCCCGAGGUUCUUCUGCUCCUCUUUCCUCUCCCGCUGGCUCUGGGCUUCAUGGCACUCUGGUUGACUGCAGUCCUGGCUCUCGCCUGCCUUAGUGGUCUCGCUGUCCCAGGCCCAGUGGGGCGAUCCGUGUCUCCCCCCGUGGCCCUGAAGGAGCUUAUUGAAGAGCUGAGCAAUAUCACACAAGAUCAGAGGACUCCCCUGUGCAAUGGCAGCAUGGUAUGGAGUGUGGACCUGGCAGCCGGCGGGUUCUGUGCAGCCCUGGACUCGCUGACCAACAUCUCCAGCUGUAACGCCAUCCACAAGACCCAGAGGAUUCUGAAUGGGCUGUGUGCCCGCAAGGCCCCCGCUGUGGUUUCCAGAGUCCCGGAUACCAAGAUUGAAGCUGCCCAGUUUAUAAAAAAUCUGCUCGGCCACUCAAAGCAACUUUAUCGCCACGGCCCCUUCCCCUGA
Psammomys obesus (fat sand rat) is the source of this 588-nucleotide messenger RNA. RefSeq names its product interleukin 13 (gene Il13). Gene Ontology annotation, molecular function: cytokine receptor binding. The record is from RefSeq and is a predicted model, not a curated record. NCBI's taxonomy places the organism in Eukaryota, Metazoa, Chordata, Mammalia, Rodentia, Muridae. The transcript is spliced from 5 exons. Gene Ontology annotation, cellular component: extracellular region. Gene Ontology annotation, biological process: immune response. The coding region runs from base 1 to 588 and encodes 195 amino acids.